UCCUAAGGAGGGAAAAAGCCCUGGCGGCUGGUACUUGGUUGAUAGGGUUUAAGCAUCGCCGGCGAGCUACCGGAUAACUAUAAUUUUGAUACUCUGUUUCCUCUCGACAUACUCCAUGGAUCAGUUUCCCAAAGAACUCGACAGAGAAGUAUGCAACAUGAACAAGAUUGAACGAGAAGAGGAAGAGGAAGAGGAGGAGGAGGAGGAGGAAGAAGAUGUACAAGACGACUGGGACGAUUGGAAUGCAGAUGAGGAAGAAGGUGAAGAAGGAUUUGACUCGAGUUUUCUGUGUUUGUUCUGCACAUCGAAGUAUAAUGACUGCGCCACGCUGCUCAACCACUGCAACUCGGUUCAUAAUUUUGAUUUUCACGGCAUUAGGAAGGGUCUGGGUUUAGACUUUUAUGGUUCGUUUAAAAUUAUCAACUACAUACGAUCUCAGGUAGCAGAAAAUAGGUGUUGGAGCUGUGGUUUCUUGUGUCAAUCAAGCCAAGAUUUACAGAACCAUUUGCACAAAACACUCAAUCUCAAUGAAAUCAAGGCUCUUUGGAAUGAUGAUAAAUACCUGAAACCCUUCAGUGAAGAUGAUCCCCUCUUGUACAGUUUUGCAGAAGACGAAGAGGAUGAUGACAUUUCACCUAUCACCAACAAUCUACAGAGGAAUACAGAUACCAAUGGAGGUAAUUGCAAUGUUGAUGAAAUGAAUAGAGCAAGUCUUCCAUUUAAUCUUAACCGAAGCAAGGAACAUGAAAUGGCAGAUUGUAGUUCUUCUUCACAUGGUUAUUUGAAUACUCCAAUUAACUUAGAGGCCGUGAUUGAGAAUACCGUGAAAGCCACAGAGACCUUGGAAUUGAACGAUAAGAUGCAGGAAGACGAUCGAUUAAAAAUAACCGGAAGAAAUUUUUUUUCGAAGGAUAUCAAGAAUGUAAAUGAAAGCUACUUUGGUUCAUAUAGCUCUUUUGGCAUACACAGAGAGAUGUUAAGUGACAAGGUCAGAAUGGAUGCUUAUAUGCAAGCUAUUUUGCAAAACCCCUCUCUCUUCCGCAAUGCAGCUGUGAUGGAUGUGGGCUGUGGAACAGGCAUACUUAGUCUCUUUGCUGCAAAAGCGGGUGCAUCAAGAGUUAUUGCUGUUGAAGCAAGUGAAAAGAUGGCAGCAGUGGCUACUCAAAUUGCAAAAGAUAACGGCCUCUUGCGGAAUAGGAAACAGGGUGGGGAUUGUGGCAUGUCAAGUGGGACUGUUGAAGUCGUUAAUGGUAUGGUAGAAGAACUUGAUAAGAACAUAGAGAUUCAGCCUCACAGUGUUGACGUAUUAUUGAGUGAAUGGAUGGGCUAUUGCUUGCUGUAUGAGUCAAUGCUCAGUUCAGUGCUCUUUGCAAGGGAUCGUUGGUUGAAGCCUGGAGGUGCCAUCUUACCAGAUACUGCCACAAUUCUUGUUGCAGGAUUUGGAGUUGGUGGAACUAGUCUUCCAUUUUGGGAAAAUGUGUACGGUUUCAAUAUGUCUUGUGUAGGGAAGGAACUUGUAGAGGAUGCUGCCAAAGGUCCCAUCGUUGACACUGUGGAGGCUAACGAUUUAGUUACUAGUGCAGCAAUACUUCAUACUUUUGAUCUAGCAACUAUGCAUGCUGACGAAGUAGACUUCACUGCAAGUACUGAGUUGGAACCAAAUUUGCAUAAGCCUUCAAGCAAAUCAGAAAACGGUGAAAUUGAAACAUCUUGGUGUCAUGGAGUUGUCUUAUGGUUUGAAACUGGUUUUACAAGCAGAUUUUGCAAAGAAUCACCGGCUGUUCUAUCUACAUCCCCAUACACUCCCAAAACUCACUGGUCUCAAACCAUAUUAACCUUCAGAGAACCAAUUGCUAUAACAUCAAGCAAAUCUGCCACCAACAAAUCAGCAACAGUGGGCAGCCUUGCCUCCCCUGCUAUCAAAGUUCAUUUGCGCCUUAGCAUUGUCCGUGCGCCCAAACAUCGAAGCAUUGACAUUUCACUCGAGACUACUGGGAUUGCGGGUGAUGGUAGGAAGCACCACUGGCCCGUACAACUUUUCACACUAAGAUAAAGUACCGAACAGCAAAUGACAGAUGCUUGGUUUCUAAUUAUGUUUUGAAACUUGUUCGAUCUCCAUGCGUGUUAUUUGUGAUAGUAGCAGAAGAUUCAUUCAUGGAUUUUCCCAAUUUUGACUCUUAAUUCUUGAUAUGUAAGUUAUAUUAAUAGGCAUUGAGAAUGUAAACGAGUUGACAUCAUGUACUAUGGUUAUUCAUGCCAUUAAGUUUUGUUAUGAUUGUUGUAUUCUAA
Molecule: messenger RNA, 2289 nt
Organism: Cucurbita moschata (crookneck pumpkin)
Lineage: Eukaryota; Viridiplantae; Streptophyta; Magnoliopsida; Cucurbitales; Cucurbitaceae
Product: probable protein arginine N-methyltransferase 3
Exons: 7
Coding region: 116-2053 (645 amino acids)
Biological process (GO): peptidyl-arginine methylation
Molecular function (GO): protein-arginine N-methyltransferase activity
Source: RefSeq, a predicted model, not a curated record